AUGCCGAGGGUUGUGGAUGAGAAGAGUCAAGAAGAGCAAAGAAUAUUCACCAGUACAGCAUCCUAUCAAUUAAUGGUCGUGGAUCAGCUGGCCGCAUGCAUGUACUUGUGGAACUGGCGAAAGCAAAGAGACAUCCGUCGAAGUUUUGCAGAAAUCAAAAAAAGAGGAAUAAAGAUUCGUUACAUAUGCAUCCAAAAUAUGGAAAAGGAAGGCUUCAAGACGAAGACGAUCCUCGCUCAGCUGCUGCGCUUUCACUAUUUCAUCGAUCACAUUUGGGCAGUUUUGAUCAGAUGCGAACCAACAAUACAGUGGCUUUACUUCGCUACAUCAUAUCCUGUACAGAAAAAUACGCUGUAUUUGGAAACUGGGAGUUCUUGA
Messenger RNA from Gongylonema pulchrum, 378 nucleotides. The record is from the annotation of a GenBank genome assembly. Lineage: Eukaryota; Metazoa; Nematoda; Chromadorea; Rhabditida; Gongylonematidae.